AGUUUAAUAGACAGAAAGCAGCAGACGUCCGCAGAGUUCAGACGUUUGGUGGAAAUCAUUGGAUUGACAGCGAAAUUUACAUUUAAUCCUAAAGAGGGAAUAGACAACCCAGUGAUGGUCAUCACAGAAGAAGCAGAGCUGGCAUCGACCCCCAGCCCUCGCCUGUGUGUUCUCAAACGAGAGGAGGGGGAGACCUAUGGCUUCCAUCUGCGGGUGGAAAAAGGAUGCGAGGGUCACGUCAUCAGAAACGUGUUGUCAGGAGGGGUGGCAGAGCGCAGUGGCCUAAGGGAUGGAGACAGACUUGUGGAAGUGAACAACUGUUAUGUAGAUGAUAUUUCUCAUCCUGAGGUGGCUGCAAAGAUAAGGAUGAGUGGAAACCAGCUGUGCUUGUUAGUGAUGGAUGGAGAGGAUUAUCAGCAGGCUUUGUCUAAAGGUGACAACCUCAGAGAUUUGGCCCAAAAGCACAAAGGUGAGAACUUCAAAACUCCCCGACUCUGCCACAUCAGGAGGGACCCUGCCUCUGGUCUGGGCAUCAGCUUCACACCAGUGGAAGGAGAGAAAGGCCACUUCUCGGUGAGCCUGGUUGCAGGAGGUGCAGCUGCAAAGGCGGGGGUGUGUAAGGGAGAUCGUCUGGUGUGGAUGGAUGGAGCAGCCGUGGGUGAUCUCUCACACUCCGCACUGAACAGGAUGCUGAAAAAGAGUGGUGACCACAUCACUAUCCUGGUGAUCGACAGUGAGAGUGAGAAGAGCUACCUGAGACAGAGGAGGCCUAUCCUCCCCACCAUGGCUGUUCAACACAACAUGCCUCACGGAGCCAGAAAAUUCCAACUGGUUCCUGGACCUGGGGGAUAUGGAGUCCUGCUGCGGCUGGAAAAGGCGCCAUCAGGACGCACAUCCCAUGUCCUGCGUGAGAUGGAGGAGGGCAGUCCAGCACAGAGAGCGGGUAUGAAGGAUGGAGACAUCCUGCUAGAAGUGAACGGAGAAUCUGUGACAUCUCUGAAUCAUCAGGAGAUCGUACAUAAAGUAAAAGCAAGUGGAGAGCAGGUCUCCUUCACCACCAUCACUCCACAUGGGCUCGAUUUUUACUCUAAGCUGGGUUUAUCCCCUCUUAUUUUCUGUGAGGAUGGUUCUGGUGAGAAGGAAAAAGAGAAUGUGAUGCCAGCUCCAGUAGAAAAAGAAGAAUCACCAGAAAAAGAAGAGAUAGAUGCCUCGAGCACGCUCAGACUCUGUUCGCUCCAAAAAGGCCCGCUGGGGUUUGGCUUUAACCUGAGCUGUGUCCCACAGAGUCCUGGGACCUUCAUCAGCCAGGUGGCGUUUGGUGGCUCUGGGCAGAGUGCAGGGUUAUGUGUAGGUGAUGUAGUACUGGAGGUAAAUGGAAAAAAUGUGGAGGAAAAAUAUCUGGAGGAUGUGAUCAUGCUUAUAAAGGAUGGAGGACAUUUUCUCACCAUGAGAGUCAUGGAUAGAACUACCAGUGAAUUGAAGCAGACUGACACACCAACAAAAGACUCCAGUGAUAGUGAGGAGGAGGACAAAUAUGAAUUAUCAUUUUUAUAAGUGACAGAUACUAUACCCCCACAGUACGUGCCAACAGAGGGCACUUAACACAGCUGGAGGAGAGAACAAUCUUUCAUUGUUGUUAAGAAACUGAACAGGAUUGUGCUAAUCUCAAUCAAGGGUUUAACGAAACAGUAUAUAAGAAUAUACAGAUACUAAAUGAAACUUCAAUAGGGUAAGUUAAACAAAAUACAAAGAAACACUAUUGGUAUUUUUGUGUACAGUUUGUUCAGUAUUAUGCAUCAAGAAAUCAGAAUGAGCACUUUUAGGCGAAAUAAGCUCCAUUAUGAUAAGAUUUCAAUCAAAUGAAAUUCUUUUGUUCUGAUGAACUUGAUAGUCAGCGUCUAUAAGAAAGUCGAAACAUGAGAUAAAAUCUACUGGGAGAUUAUUUUCAUGUCUACACGUGAUCAGUGAAAACAAAAAGGUGGUGGUAAAAGUACAAAAGCAGGCUUUGUUUUCUUUUCGUUAUAUAACAAGUGUUAAAUCUAUUUGGUGAAAAUGUAAGGUUAUGUGUGUUUUUUUAAUGUCAAAAACAUUACGUACAUUUAAAAUGUUCCUGCAGAGAGGUUGAAUGUUUACUAUGAAUGUAGCUGACGUCAAGUACUGAAAUAUUGUAAAUAAAGUUAU
Cheilinus undulatus (humphead wrasse) is the source of this 2181-nucleotide messenger RNA. RefSeq names its product PDZ domain containing 3b (gene nherf4b). The transcript is spliced from 11 exons. Lineage: Eukaryota; Metazoa; Chordata; Actinopteri; Labriformes; Labridae. The record is from RefSeq and is a predicted model, not a curated record. Gene Ontology annotation, molecular function: protein binding; protein-membrane adaptor activity. The annotation marks the transcript as partial. Gene Ontology annotation, cellular component: apical plasma membrane. Gene Ontology annotation, biological process: protein localization to plasma membrane.